Messenger RNA from Pelodiscus sinensis (Chinese soft-shelled turtle), 4164 nucleotides. RefSeq names its product ras homolog family member D (gene RHOD). NCBI's taxonomy places the organism in Eukaryota, Metazoa, Chordata, Testudines, Trionychidae. Gene Ontology annotation, biological process: small GTPase-mediated signal transduction. The record is from RefSeq and is a predicted model, not a curated record. Gene Ontology annotation, molecular function: GTPase activity; GTP binding.
GUGUUGCCUGCAGUCUGAGCCCAGAACAGCUCAGUGGAGGGAGGAGGAGGCCCAGAGAGUAGAGGGGGCCACCACAGGUGUGAUCUGAGGGGGAAGGGUCCUGCCCUGUCCAGUCUCAGGUGCUGGGAUGGUGCCCGCUGGCAGGUGACACGUCAGCAGCGGAGUAACAGAGCGCUGGGGGAUGCAGCGAGGAGACAGGGCACAGAGCCGGAUGGCAGGGGGCGCGGAGAUGGGCCCCACUGAGAUCAAAGCCGUGAUUGUGGGGGACGGGGGCUGCGGGAAGACCUCCCUACUCAUGGUCUUCGCCAAAGGGGAUUUCCCCAAGAUCUACGUCCCCACCGUGUUUGAGAAGUACUCUGCCUCCUUCCAGGUUGGUGACAAGCCAGUGCAAAUCAAUCUGUGGGACACAGCAGGGCAGGAAGAUUACGACAGGCUCCGCCCCCUCUCCUACCCAGGCGCGCACGUGAUUCUCAUGUGCUUUGAUGUCACCAGCCCCGCCACCUUCGACAACAUUCUCACUAAGUGGUACCCAGAGGUGAAUCACUUCUGCAGGGGCGUCCCCAUCGUGCUGGUGGGCUGCAAGACCGACCUGAGGAUGGACAAGGUGCUGCUGAGGAGACUUCAUGAAGACCGGCUGGAGCCCAUCACCUACCUCAAGGCAGAAGCCAUGGCCCAGGAUGUUCACGCCGUCGCCUACCUCGAGUGCUCAGCCAAGUUCCAGGAGAACAUUACUGACAUCUUCCUGGAGGCCUCCCGUGCUGCCUUGAGUGCCAUGCGGAAGAGCCAGAGCAAACAGAAACCCAAGAGGAGCUGCCUGCUCUCCUAGCCACGUCCAUGUUCCUGCCAAGGAUACUCCAGUGCCUUGCACCCAUCCCAGGGCCAGCGCCACCUCCUGCGGCCUGCAGCCAUCCCGGGGCCAGCGCCACCCUCCAGCAUUUCUGUGGGCAUCAGCUCACACUCAUCAGGGGCUGACAGCACAGAUCUGCCCUCCUCACAGCGGGGCAUCACCGGGGGGUGAAUGAUUCCACAGGAGGGGCAAGUACCUGCCCCGUUGUCAGAUACAAGACAAGACUGAAGUAGAUGUGGGCCAGGUUCCAGCUCUCAGAAAUACGUGUCUGAGAGCCCUGACUCCUCCCAGUUUCCCCUGGCUCCGACUGGCAGCUACCAGCUUACGCAGCUCAUACUAGCACGGCUCCUGCUGCUGCACCCAGCUUGGCGCGGCACUGCUCCCACACAGCUCCUACCACUGUGAUGCACAGGGGCCCAAUGAAUCCAUCCACAGCUCCCAGUGAGUCCAUCCACAAGAUGCCACAGCCACAGGGUGCAACCCCAAGGAGGGGCUGUAAGGUCAUCUCUUGGUUCUGUGUGUACAGUGCCUCGCCAGCAAAGUCAUGGGCAGGGGCUCCUAAGGGAGGCAAUAUCACAUGUCAUAAAUAAUACUAACUAGGGGUAACUGCGGAGGCUGAGCAAAGGACCCACUAGACCGCCAAACUCAUUGCCGUGAGAUCAGAGCGGGGUUACUCUCUGCAGAACAUUUCCCUUUGCCUUGGCCAAUAGUGCUCAAUGCCAUUGGGGCUCCAUUCACCUUCCCCAGAGGCUGAUAACAUGGCCUGAGCCAUCUAACCCCGUCAGCUUCCCUUGUCCUCCACUCAGGUUCCAACCUCAGUAUAUGUCACCGCCAUCCUUCAUUGGUGCAGCCCUAAAUUAGCCAGAUCAAGCCUCUGUUUUCCUCAGUCAGCCGCCCGGGCGCUUCUCUGAGCAGCUCCCAUGGUGCUGAUCUUACUCAGGGGCUGUGGUGCCAGAUCCCGAUCUGACAUCGCUCCAUUGACUCCAGUAGGGCUGCACCCAUUUACACCAGCUGGGGAUCAGGCCCAUAGACACCAAUGGAGAUCAGGCUGAUUGACCCUAUUUGGUGAUCUGGCCCUACUGACUCCAGCACAGCUACAGGCUGUGUUUAUACCAGCUGGAUUCCUAGCCCCUGUGAUUCCACUGGAGUGAUGCUGUUUGGGGAGCAGGGGUGGGUGUAUAUACUAGUUAUAGGGAAAGGGGUGGUUAACUGGGUUAACUACAAGACUGAUAGAGAAGUCCCUUGGUAAAGGGUCCCCUGUUCUUUGCAAUCAACUCCUGUCUCAGACCUGAUAAAUUCCCUGCAUCAGACACACGCCUUACCAGGCAUUUAUCCAUGAAAACUAACAUGGACAGUAGCUACAGAAAGCUCAUGACUUAUCAAGACUCCUGACCAUUGCAAGAAUAAUUUAGGUCAUAAUUUAAGAAAUAAUGUAACUAUGUGGAACGUAUGCUCUAGAAGUUAGUCCCCCAGGAAUAAUAAGUCUGCUUGACAGGCCAUUCAAGCAAGGGUCACACCUCCCUCGUUAGCUGGUGAUGUAAUGCAAGGCUCUUUGUUCCAUCCCAAGGCUAUCAAUGGAAAAUUUAUCCCAGACUACUGCAAAUAAUUGGAAACAUGGAGAUAAGAGACGGGGUGAUUGCUUAUCCGUUGUUUUUCUAUGCAUGGGCAAAAGAUUGUUUUGAUAUGCAACAAACAGGAUUCUCUAAUAUUGGUAUGCUGUGUGACUCAGUUUCCCCUGUGUGUUGCAUUAGCUGGAGGUGGGGCUGCCUAGGAGACAUGGGUAUGAUAUGAUCUGUUUGAGCCUGGCUGGGUCAGGGAGGUGGUGUCAGUUCAAUAGUGGCCAGACAGAGCACAGUAGCUGAAAUCAGCCUGGCUGUCAGUCUGUUAGGGGAACCCAGACCCAUGCCCUCCAGUGGGUUCUGACUCUGGGCCCUCAAGCUAUGUAAGCUGGAUCCUGAUUCAUCAUCUAUUACUGUGCUCCCAGCUCCCUUCCAACCUCCCACAGGUUCUGCAGCCUACUCAGCCUCCUGGGAUGGCUGCCUCCUUCUAAACUGCUGUCCCUAAGGCCAGGUCUAUCCUAUAGGGAAAAGUUGGCAUAAGGUAUGCAAUUCCAGCUACAUAAAUAAUGUAGCUGGGGUGGAUGUACCUUAAGACAAACUUUGCCGCCAUUCCCACGGUGGGAGUUCAACAGGAGAAACACUCCCAUUGAUUUCCCUUAUGUCUCACGACAGGAGUAUCAUGGUCCAUGGGGAGCAGCCUCAGCGUUCAAUUUAGCGGGUCUUUACUAGACCCACUAAAUCAAAUGCCAAAAGAUCAAACGCUACAGUGUCAAUCUUCCCAUGAGUAUAAACAAGGGCUGAGUUCAGCAGCUUGCUGGCAAGAGUACCCUCCUCCAGCCGUACUCAGUCCUCUAGGAGCCACACUACCCUCCUCUCAGCCCUUAUAUCUGCCCCGCCACAACGAGACUGCCAAUUAAGGACAGGCAGUGCCCAUGUUAACCCUUUAGUUGCUGGACCAGCAUGGGGUACAUGCUACCCAUUCCAGGGCCAUUUAAAAAAAGAGAGGCCAGGGCCAGCCCAAUAAUGGUAGAAAAUCCAGUCCCUUCAUUCUCCAACCCAGGGUGUCUUUUACACAGCUUCACUGCGAGAGCAGCCACUCCUAGUCUGCUCCCCGCCAGCUUCCAGCAUGUAAAUUACUCAUCACUGAGUUAUAGGAGUGCUAUAGAUAAGAAUUACAUUGCAGGGUGACACCAGCAAAUUCUUAAUCUCAGACAUCCCCACAAAGGUGUAUCUUAUAAUGCCCACCCUCCUGGGCAAUACAAGCUCAUUGAAAUCUGCCAUUUCAUUAAUCGAAAAUGAUAUGCACAAAUCCCAUUAUUCCAAUGGCGAUUCCCAAACACUUUGAUUCAAACACACAAUGGUUUAGGUAAAAGCAAGUUUGUGAACUACAGAAAGAUAGAUUUUAAGCCCUUUCACAUGAUGAGGCAUAAAAUUCAGAACUGGUUACAAACAAAUAACAGGUAAAUAACAGGAAUGCAUGUUUUACAGAAGAAUUGUAUAACUUUACAUACAACAUUGACACACAUUUUACCAGGACAAUACUGUUCAGCUGAUUAUCAGUUUUCAAAGGAUACCUCAUAAAGUGUACUUUGUACAAGAUUUAACAUAGUUUUGUAAAUGUGAUGAACCUAGGAGAACAAUCUGUCAUGAAUGGACUUCAACCUUCCUUUCUCUUUGCUCGUCUAAGGGUACAUCUACACUGCCAUACUAUUUCGAAAUAACUAGUGCUAUUCCAAAAUAACUUAGUCCGCAUCUACA